Messenger RNA from Hypanus sabinus (Atlantic stingray), 5393 nucleotides. Its product is annotated as E3 ubiquitin/ISG15 ligase TRIM25-like. Bases 1 to 1278 code for a protein of 425 amino acids. The transcript is spliced from 8 exons. Lineage: Eukaryota; Metazoa; Chordata; Chondrichthyes; Myliobatiformes; Dasyatidae. The record is from RefSeq and is a predicted model, not a curated record. Gene Ontology annotation, molecular function: zinc ion binding.
AUGGAGACAGGGGUGUUGGCAGAAGAGCUGACCUGUAGUGUGUGUCUGGGGUUGUUCCAGGACCCCGUGGCAUUGCCCUGCCAGCACAGUUUCUGUGCAAAAUGUAUCAACGAUGCCUGGAAGACUUCAAAGACUCCGAGUGGAGUCAGCUGCCCUCAAUGCCGUCAGACCUUCAAACCCAGACCCAAAUUGGUGAAAAACCACACUCUGCAGAACAUCGUGGAGAAAUACAACCGGCACCCGCCCGUCGCUGCCACUUCUGCCCAGACGGUCCCCGUGAUGUGUGAGUACUGUAUCGACACUCCGACCCAGGCCGUGAAGACCUGUCUCAAAUGUGAAACCUCCUUCUGCUCCCGCCACCUGCAGCCGCACUUGACGAAGCAGAUUUACAAAAAUCACAACCUGAUCAAACCCACAGCCGACCUCGCACGGAGACAGUGCCCAAGUCAUGGGAAUAUCCUCGAGUUCUACUGUGAGCAAGACGAGGUGUGUGUGUGCGUGUCCUGCACCAUCGUCGAGAAUCACAAGUCCCACAGUCUGCUCAGUCUGGAGCAGGGAAAGGACAAACUCAAGGGGAAUCUAAAGAGAGAGAUGCAGAACCUUGUUACGUAUCAGAGCGAUUGGACAAGUGAGGAGCAGAAUCUGCAGGAAUAUGAAAAGGAAAUAGAGAAACACAUUGAGGAGCUGAAGAGAACAUUGUCGAAUGAGUAUUCCAAAUGGAGGAAGAAAUUGGAAGAGGAUGAAGAGUCAGCACUGAAGAAGAUCGAUGCAGAGAAGGACCGAGUGAUCUCCCAGAUCAAGAUCUGCUCAGAUUCACUGAGGGAAAAGAUUAAAGAAGUUCAAAUACUAGACAAAGAAGUGAAGUCUCAAGAGCACAAGGACCCUCUUUCCUUCAUUCAGGAUGUGAAACAGCUUCUUUUAAGGUGUUCUCAACUGGGUAAUGAUGUAAAAGCUUCGGGAGGAACUACACAGUAUAGAUCCAAUAACUAUGUCUAUGUGAAUCCAAGUCAGCCCUCCAUGAGGAAUUACUGGUACGAAGAGCCAGCUUACAAUAUGGGAUACAAUGCCACUAGAGGUUUAAAAAAUAGCCACAGGAAUCCAAAUCAAUCCUUCAAUCAGAGGCCCAGGAUCUCACAAUCUCAGGAUAUCACUCUAAACUUUGAUGAACUCACUAGAGAGAUCGCAAGUCUAAUGAAUGAAUAUCAAAACUUCCAGACAAUCAUAGUGAAUGCUAUAUAUAAUGUGUCUGGUCAGCUCAGAAGCUUUCUGUGGACCUAAAAUAGCACCAUGACUGUGACUUGGAAUUUUGGUGUCUGCGAAGAACAAGAAUAUCCGGAUGUAUAUUGGAUACAUGUCUCUGAUAUUAAAUGGAACUAUUGAAGCCUUUUGUCAGGGUGGAUUGCAGGGUUGCAAUAUCAAGUGAGUGGCAGUGUGGCUCACUGGGUUGGAAAGGCCUGUUAUGGGCAGUAUUGCUAAAAUAAAAAAAAUACAAAGUAUAGACACAAGUACAUACAUACAUAUAUAUACACAAAGCGCGUGCGCGCACACACACACGCAUGCACGCAUUAACUGUACAUUUGAAUAUACAGAACGAAUCUGGAAUUUUAUAAGACCUUUAAUGAAAUGCUUAAAUCACAACUUUGUCAAACUUUCACUGAUUCUAUAUCUUCUGGGAAUCUUCCAAAAACUUUUUAUGAGACAUUAAUUUCAUUGAUUCCUAAAAAAGGAAAAGAUUUGUCUGAAUGUGCCUCUUAUAGACCAAUUUCCCUAUUGAAUGUGGAUUUUAUAAUUCUCUCUAAGAUUUUAGCUAAUAGACUUGAGAGUACUUUACCUGCUGUUAUCUCAAAUGAUCAAACUGGAUUUAUUAAAAAUAGGUAUUCACAUUUUAAUAUUUGAAGAUUGUUUAAUAUUAUUCCUCAGUCAAAUAAUCUGAAUGUGUUGUUUCUCUUGAUGCAGAGAAAGCUUUUGACAGGGUGGAAUGGCCUUAUUUGUUUCAGGUUUUGGAGAGGUUUAACUUUGGUCCGGGAUUUAUUUCCUGGAUCAAACUGAUUUAUCAUGCCCCGGUGGCUACAGUUAUAACGAACAAUCAAAAAUCUCCUUAUUUUAGAUUGUAGAACAUAGAAUUGUACAGAACAUUACAGGCCCUUCGGCCCACAAUGUUGUGCUGACUCUCAAACCCUGCUUCCCAUAUAACCCCCCACCUUAAAUUCCUCCAUAUACCUGUCUAGUAGUCUCUUAAACUUCACUAGUGUAUCUGCCUCUACCACUGACCCAGGCAGUGCAUUCUUCGCACCAACCACUCUCUGAGUGAAAAACCAUCCUCUAAUAUCCCCCUUGAACUUCCUUCCCCUUACCUUAAAGCCAUGUCCUCUUGUACUGGUGCCCUGGGGAAGAGGCACUGGCUGUCCACUCUGUGUGUUCCUCUUAAUAUCUUGUAUAUGAUGUCUCCUCUCAUCCUGCUUCUCUCCAAAGAGUAAAGCCCUAGCUCCCUUAAACUCUGAUCAUAAUCCUUACUUUCUAACCCAGGCAGCAUCCUGGUAAGUCUCCUCUGUACCCUUUCCAAUGCUUCCACAUCCUUCCUAUAGUGAGGCGACCAGAACUGGACACAGUACUCCAAGUGUGGCCUAACUAGAGUUUUACAGAGCUGCAUCAUUACAUCAUGUCUCUUAAACUCUGUCCCUCAACUUAUGAAAGCUAACACCCCAUAAGAUUUCUUAACUACCCUGUCUACCUGUGAGGCAACUUUCAGGGAUCUGUGGACAUGUACCCCCAGAUUACUCUGCUCCUCCACACUACCAAGUAUCCUGCCAUUUACUUUGUACUCUGCCUUGGAGUUCCUCCUUCCAAAGUGUACCACCUCACACUACUCCGGGUUGAACUCCACUUCUCAGCCCACUUCUGCAUCCUAUGAAUGUCUCUCUGCAAUCUUUGACAAUCCUAUAUAUUUAUAUAAUAGAUACAAUUAUAUAGAGGAACUUGUCAGGGUUGCCCUCUUAGCCCUUUAUUAUUUAAUUUGGUUUUAGAACCGCUUGCUAUUGCUCUUCGGGAUUCUAACUCUGUUCAGGGUAUUAAGAGAUGGAAUAAAUUACAUAAGGUUUCGUUAUAUGCAGAUAAUUCAUUAGUUUGUAUUUCAGACCCUUGGAAAUCUAUUCCCUCUAUGAUAUCCAUAUUUACUGAAUUCAGUAUUUUCUCUGGAUAUAAAAUAAAUUUACUUAAAAGUGAAUUGUUUCCUAUUAAUAAUUAUUCUGAUUAUUAUGAUCAAAUACCUUUUAAUAUUGCUAUAUCUUGGUAUUAAAAUUACUAAAAAUUUUAAAGAUUUAUAUAAGUAUAAUUUUCUUCCUCUAAUUGAAUUUACAAAACAAAUGCUUUCUAAGUGGUCGCCUAUGACGAUGUCAUUAAUUGAACGAAUAAAUGCUAUAAAAAUGGUAAUUUUACCAAAAUUUCUAUAUACGUUUCAAGCUGUUCCAUCUUUUGUCCCGAAAAUGUUCUUUGAUAGAAUAGAUACUAUGAUCCUGUCAUAUAUCUGGAAUAAUAAGUUACAGAUUGGGUAAAUUUUUAUUGCAAAAAUCAAAAAAAGAUGGAGGAUUGGCAUUACCAAACAUUAGAUUUUAUUACUGGGUAAUUAAUUUUCGUUAUAUUGCUUUUUGGAUUUAUGGUUUAGAUAAUCAGGACUGUCCGUCAUGGUUGGACUUGGAGGAGAGCUCGGUGAGGGUUAGGGUUUUCUUCGGCUUCCUUACUGGCAGCUCCUCUUCCUUUUUUGUUUUCUAGGAUUGGUAGACAAGAUUUUAGUCCCAUUGUUAGACAUGCAUUAAAAAUUUGGUUUCAGUUUCACAGAUUUUUUGAUUUGAAUAACUUUGUUCUCUCUAGUAAUAUCCAUCUCAACUUUUUUUAAGCCAUCAAUUCUGCAUAAAGCCUUUUUAAUAUGGAAAACUAAGGGAAUAAAAACUUUUUUAGAUUUGUUUUUAGAGAACUCUUUAAUGCCUUUUUCGAAGCUAGUGGAUAAAUAUGAUAUAUCUAACGCACAAUUUUUUAGAUAUUUACAAGUUAGGAAUUUUUUAUGAGAUUUAUUACCGAACUAUCCAUUUGCUCAUUUACCAAAUAUGAUAGAUGUUAUUUUUCAGCUUAAGUCAAGUCAAGUCACUUUUAUUGUCAUUUUGACCAUAGCUGCUGGUACAGUACAUAGUUAAAAUGAAACAGCGUUUUUCAGGACCAUGGUGUUACAUGACACAGUACAAAAACUAGACUGAACUAUGUUUAAAAAAACAACACAGAGAAAGCUACACUAGACUACAGACCUACACAGGACUGUGUAAAGUGCACAAAAACAGUGCAGGCAUUACAAUAAAUAAUAAACAGGACAAAGAAUCUCAAAAAGGAUUGAUAGCCAUUAUAUAUAAACGGCUUAUGGAUUUACAAAUGAUGUCUAAUGAUAAGGUUAAACGUGUUUGGGAAUUGGAACUUCGGGAGUCACUUUCAGAUGAUCAAUGGAAUAAAAUUUAUCAUUUAGUCAACCAUUCAUCCAUUUGCACCCAUCACUCCUUGAUUCAGUUCAAGGUAGUGCACAGGGUGCAUAUGUCAAAAGAUAAACUAGCGCAUAUUUUUUCUAAUAUAAAUCCCACCUGUGAUAGAUGUAAUGCUGAGGUGGCUACCUUAACUCAUAUGUUUUGGUCUUGUAUAAAAUUAAAUAAUUUUUGGAGAGAUGUUUUUAGAACGUUAUCCAAAGUCAUAGGUUUGGACCUACAACCUAAUUCACUUACGGCAAUCUUUGGGAUCACACCGAAGGAAGCAGGAAAUGUUUCUGCUUCUGCUCAAUGUAUUAUAGCUUUUUCAACUUUAUUGGCCAGGAGAGCUAUUUUGUUGUAUUGGAAAGAUCCUCAUCCACCUACUAUUUUUUUUUUGGCUCUCCUCCAUUAUGUGGUGUUUAAGCUUGGAGAAAAUUAGAAGUUGGACAUUUGAUACACCUUUUGAACUUGAGCAAAUCUGGCAACAUUUCAUUCAAUAUUUUCAUAUGAUUUAAAUUUUCUUUUUUUUUACCUUUUUUUCCACUUUUUUAGGUAAUCUUCUUUCUUCUUCUCCGUGACUUUUCAGAUUUUACCGGAAGGAUUUUUCCCCUUUUUUUUGUAAUUAUAUCCUCAAAUAGAAUGUCUAGUCUUUUUUUUGUUUUAGGUUAGUUUAGUGUUUUUUUUCUUUUUCUAAAUAAUGGCAAUUUUUGAUUUUUUUCUUGAAUUGUUAAGAGGAGUUGUGGAUAUUGAGGAGCCAGUAUUAUACUAUAUAUGAUUUUGACAGUGUACACUCCUUGUUUGUUGUUAAUACUUCUAUUGGAAUAUGUAUUUGAUAUAACUUCUCUGAUUUGUAUUUGUCUUUAUAUAAAGAUUAAAAAUGAAAGAUCAUGA